Uncinocarpus reesii 1704 is the source of this 2295-nucleotide messenger RNA. RefSeq lists its product as uncharacterized. Gene Ontology annotation, molecular function: polyubiquitin modification-dependent protein binding. The transcript has 2 exons. Bases 1 to 2295 code for a protein of 764 amino acids. NCBI's taxonomy places the organism in Eukaryota, Fungi, Ascomycota, Eurotiomycetes, Onygenales, Onygenaceae. The record is from RefSeq and is a predicted model, not a curated record. Gene Ontology annotation, cellular component: VCP-NPL4-UFD1 AAA ATPase complex.
AUGUCGCGACCAGACAGCAGGCCUCCGUCAAGGGUGCUCAUGGAGAGCUCACUGAAAUGGUCCGCCUCGUACUCUGUUGCGCCGCCUACACGGUCCUUGAAGAAGCUCCGAGGUGACAAGAUAUGUCUCCCGCCUUCUGCGCUUGAGGGUAUUCUCGCUGCUUUUCCAGCCGUAUCUCCCUCCCGACCUCAUUCCUCCUCCGUCUCCUUCUCGGAACCCGACGAUGGGGCUCACGCCCACAGCCACGAGCUUCCGCACCCUCUCACUUUUCGAAUUGUGAACCCCGCAAACGGGCGCGUUGUUUAUUCAGGCAUACUUGAAUUCUCCGCUGAAGAAAGUGAGGUGUCUCUAAGCCCCUUACUACUGCAGAGCCUUGGAAUUCAAGCGUCGGAUUUCGAGUCGGAUUCCACGCUCCCGGAACACGAACGAAGCGAACCGGCCGGAAGCGAGCAAGGUUUAGCGCCUCAAAGCCCUCCUAGAGUUACUGUUCAUGUUGUACAGCUUCCCAAGGGAACGUAUGUGCGGUUACGGCCCUUGGAAGCCGGGUACGACACCGACGAUUGGAAGGCGCUGUUGGAGCGAUCUCUCGGGGCAAAUUUUACAACCUUGAGCGUAGGAGAACCGCUGCCGGUCCCUGGACGACCCAACGAGGUAUUUCAGUUUCUUGUGGACAAAAUAUUGCCAGAGGGCAACGCUAUCUGUAUUGUCGAUACGGACUUGGAAGUUGAUAUAGUGCCGCUGGACGAGGAGCAAGCUCGGGAAUCAGAAAGGAGGCGAAAAGAGAGGCUGAAUUCGAAGCUUUUGGCCAAAGGCGGAAAGUUGCAGCUUGGGAAGCCGGUUCGUGGUGAGCUCGUCGCCGGCCAAUUCGUGGACUAUGAGCUGCUGGAUUGGAGCCGCUCGGAGCCUAUUGAUAUAGAAUUGGAUGUGGCGGAGGGCGCAAACAUCGAUAUAUUCGUCAGUCCAUUUGGAGCCCGGCAGAGGAAUCGGCCCCGGGAUGACGAACAUGUUUUUGGUGAUUUGUCGAGCGAGUUUCCAAAGCGUAUCCGGAUUCAGCCCACCAACGUGGAGCUGGAGGGCGCGGAGGCGAUUCACAUAUCCAUACUCGCGCGUCAGCCAGAAGAAUGGACAGCAACAGAAAAUCAGACCUGGGGCUUUUCCCUCCAGGCUACGACGUCAGCUAGAGAGGACCAGCCAGAGGCUUCAGACAGUGGGCCUAGUUCCCAGCAUGCUGAUGAGGAACAGUGCACGAACUGCCAUCAGUGGGUUCCGAAAAGAACCGCCAUCUUACAUGAAAACUUUUGUCUUCGGAACAAUACGUUGUGCUCCAAAUGCCAAAAGGUUUUUCAGAAGCGAUCUGAAGAAUGGCAAAAUCACUGGCAUUGUCUGUAUGACGAAGCCCAUGGAAAUGAUGAAUAUAGCAAACGCAAGCAUAAUUCCAUUUUCCAUGUCGAGCAGGCCUGUAAGGGAUGCCCCUUUAUUGCCCGCAAUACUCCUGAUUUGGCCCAUCACCGCACCACAACCUGCCCUCAGAAACCCAUCCUUUGCCAAUUCUGUCACCUUGUAGUUCCUCAACAAGGUGACGGUGAUCCCGACGUCCUUGAUCCGGAAGUUCUCCACACAAAUUUGACCCCCCAUGAAUUCGUUGAUGGCACCCGCACCACAGAGUGCCAUUUAUGCAAUAGAAUAAUCCGACUUCGAGACAUGAAUACUCACCUUCGCCACCAUGACCUUGAGCGUCUCUCCCGACCACCUCCCCAAAUAUGCAAGAACCCUAAUUGCUGCACUACGCUUGAAGAUCCUCUGAAAAGACGUCGAGUUGCAACCAACUCCCUGGGCCUAUGCAACGUCUGCUUCGGCCCGCUAUACGUCGACCUCUACGAUCCAGAAGGGAAAGCGUUACGACGACGCAUCGAACGCCGGUACUUGUCUCAGAUGCUCAGCGGCUGCGGCAAACCUUGGUGUCGCAACGAAUACUGCAAAACAGGUCGAUCGAACAUGGGAAUAAGCGUUGUGUCGGGGAAAGAAGCACUCGGCCUUGUCAAGCCUUUGAUCAACGCCGUUUCGAUCCCACUGUCAGAGCGAGAAGGAGAGAAUACAGCGCCUCUGUAUUUUUGCACUGAUGAGAAUAAUCAGACGCGGAGGAAGCUGGCGGAAUUACUUGCGUCGGAGGCGGGAUAUCAACUGGGCUGGGCUGUUGCGGCGGUUCAGGAGGUCGGCGGCAAUAUUGAUAAAGCAAGGGAUUGGCUGAGGAAUUGGGCCCCAAAAAAGGGCGAGAAGCUUGGAGGCGGAAGUUAG